AUGGACGAGCUCAACGCGCCCAACACGUUCGAGCAGGUGCUGGGCAAUACAACGCCCACACUAUUGGAUUUUCUAGACGCGCUUGAGGAUGUGGACAUGACGGCCGACGCGCUACCGAUGGCCUCGACCGUGCCUGCGAAGGGAGAUAAUAGACCGAUACCGGUUGUGAAAAGGCUACUGGGUCAGUCGUGGCAAGAUGCCGCUUCUCGCGAAUCAUUGGCCCGCCAAAUGGCGAAUAUCGACAAUGAACAACUGCGCAGGGUCUUGCAUAUGCAGGUGAAGUAUGCUCGGAAGUUGCACCGGAUGAUAACGCAACAAAUGACCAAUGCCGCUGUGGCUCAAGUGCUCGGAUGCCUUCCAGCAUUUUCUGAGGAUGAUGUCCGCCCCCCACAGGAUAAUAAUGUGGUGUUUCAGAAGAUAUUGAGUGCUAUGGACGGAUAUUGCAAGGAUGUCGGCAGUAUAUUCGUAACAGAGAAUGCUAGCGAAGAGAAAGAUAAAGGCCACGUGUCGAUUCAUCACGCUCGUGGGCUGCAGGUGCAACUUGUGAAUACGUAUGCUGUUCCGUUUAGCGUGGGAGCGACGGAGCAAGCUAUUUGGAAGGUUUUGACUGGGAGAGAGAGAAACGACGAGAACAGCCGAGUGGCUUACAACGAGGUACGCGAAGUUGUUGAAGAUGCGCUCAUCAGCAAGGUAAACGUGACGAUUUAA
Phytophthora infestans T30-4 is the source of this 708-nucleotide messenger RNA. RefSeq lists its product as uncharacterized. NCBI's taxonomy places the organism in Eukaryota, Oomycota, Peronosporomycetes, Peronosporales, Peronosporaceae. The record is from RefSeq and is a predicted model, not a curated record. The coding region runs from base 1 to 708 and encodes 235 amino acids. The transcript is spliced from 2 exons.